Molecule: messenger RNA, 728 nt
Organism: Pteronotus mesoamericanus
Lineage: Eukaryota; Metazoa; Chordata; Mammalia; Chiroptera; Mormoopidae
Gene: MRPL20
Product: mitochondrial ribosomal protein L20
Exons: 4
Coding region: 59-508 (149 amino acids)
Biological process (GO): ribosomal large subunit assembly; translation
Cellular component (GO): mitochondrial ribosome
Molecular function (GO): rRNA binding; structural constituent of ribosome
Source: RefSeq, a predicted model, not a curated record
GAAGCUUUCGGGCGGCGCGGUGCGUGCGUCUUUGAGAGAGACCCCAGCCUGGGGCGCCAUGGUCUUUCUCACGGGGCAGCUGUGGCUGCGGAGCCGCGUCACCGACCGCUACUGGCGGGUCCAGGAGGUGCUGAAGCACGCGCGGCAUUUCCGGGGGAGAAAGAACCGCUGCUACCGGCUGGCCGUCCGGGCUGUAAUAAGAGCGUUUGUGAAAUGCACGAAAGCCCGGAGACUGAAGAGGAGGAACUUGCGGACGCUCUGGAUUAAUCGAAUCACAGCUGCCUCCCAGGAGCACGGCCUGAAGUACCCAGCGUUCAUCGGCAGUUUAAUUAAGUGCCAGGUGGAGCUCAACAGGAAAGUGCUGGCCGACCUGGCCAUCUAUGAGCCAAAGACUUUUAAAUCCUUGGCUGCUUUGGCCAAAAGGAGGCGACAGGAAGGAUUUGCUGCUGCCUUGGGGGACGGGAAGGAGCCUGAAGGCGUAUUUUCCAGAGUGGCACAGUACCACUGAGGGGACCCCGCCCUCCGCGGCCCGGUGUCUCGGGAAGAGGCUUCUCCCCAUGAUCAUCACUUGGAAGGGGCUCAGCCAUUUGCCGGCAGUGCGCUGCGCGCGGUCUGUGGUUGUGCCCACGCCACCGCGGCAGCGGGUCGGGGAGAAGCACCGCCUGUCCUCGGACCGGCCGGGAACGUCUCGUGUUUGCAGGCUGCGCUCUGAAUAAAGCCCGCGUGGC